Molecule: messenger RNA, 3435 nt
Organism: Exophiala bonariae
Lineage: Eukaryota; Fungi; Ascomycota; Eurotiomycetes; Chaetothyriales; Herpotrichiellaceae
Exons: 1
Coding region: 1-3435 (1144 amino acids)
Biological process (GO): protein phosphorylation
Molecular function (GO): protein serine/threonine kinase activity; ATP binding
Source: RefSeq, a predicted model, not a curated record
AUGGGCAAGAGAAUUCACAAUGUUGAUUCACCCUUGAGACAAGUCGACUCUGAACCCCAUCAACACAAACAUUCGUUUCCUUCGGGCAUGUGGCAGAAAAUUCAUCAUUUCUUUGCCAAAGAUGACCCGACUCAAAGUCCGAUCGAAUGUACCGAGGAUGACCAAUGGCCCAGGGAGUGGGAUCGAUCCGAUCCCUUCAAGCACGAUCUAUCUUCGUCAAGGCCUGUGGGAGUCGGACUCCCAAGACAGGCUACUUUCAGGCGUCAAAACUCGGAGAGGCGAGAACGACUUCUCCCUAUCGAGCCCUGUCAUGCUGAGCGAAGAGCCGUCUCUUCGACCCGGAAUAUAUCAACAUCUCUCCCUAGACCGAGGGCGACUUCAUCACCCCCGAAUUGGGAGCCAGGUAGAUCAUCUGCUCCCACCGUAGGCUUCUCGGCCAGGGCCGAAGCCACGACGAUGCAUCCCAACAUCAUCGCUGCCACUUCACUUGAACCAAUCCUUCAAGCUUUAUCUACUACAGACGACCUCUAUUCGCAAAACGAGAACCGACCACCUCGGCCCCCUUCGACUACCUCUUCGGACGAAUCUCAUUAUGGUGACAGACCGGCGGUGGAUGAUAAGGCUGACCUUCGAGCGGAACUUGAUAGUCGAUGGAUUCUUAACCUGAGUAUGCACUUUAGAGACAAGUCGGACCGGGAAAAGUUUUUCGUCACCUACGCCCAGACACCGAAUCAUUGGCGACGGGUUACCGUCUCAUGUGAUUAUCGGAAUGCUGAACCCGGGUCCCUGGAGAUGGAUUUGAAAGAGCUUCAAUUCCAGCGAGACAAAAGCUUUCAAAUCUACGAAUCGAUCCGCGACUCUCUUCCAGAGAUCCAGUUCUACGAUACUGUCACAAACCUGAAAUUGGAGACCACCGAUGGUAGAUUGCAUGUUCAUGUGACUGAGGAUGUGAACGAGAUUAUCCCAUACCCACCUCGAAACACUGUUGCUCACAUCCUCAACGACCAUGAAUUUCAACCAAUGGAAGUUCGCGAAAGUGAGUUGAUCUUCGAUUCUCAUUUAUCGGGCUUUGUGUACAAAAUUCGACAUAAGGGGAGGGUUUUCAUCAAGAAGGAAAUUCCUGGUCCUGACACAGUGGACGAGUUUCUGUACGAGAUCAAUGCAUUACACGCUCUUCACGGCUCUAGUAAUGUCAUCGCACUCGAAGCGAUUGUGGUCGAUGAUGUCCGAGAAAAUGUCAAAGGUCUUCUCAUCAGCUAUGCUGAGAGAGGUGCCAUUGUGGAUCUUCUCUACGACCAUAGAGGAAGUACGCCCUGGGAAGAUCGUUGUCGAUGGGCAGAACAUGCAGUCCGUGGCCUCAGUGAGAUACAUGAGGAAGGUUAUGUCCAGGGUGAUUUCACUUUGUCAAACAUUGUGGUAGACGAUGACAACAAUGCAAAGAUUAUCGACAUCAACAGACGAGGCUGUCCGGUCGGAUGGGAGCCUCCCGAGAUCGCCACCAAAAUUGCAAGCAAUCAAAGAAUCUCAAUGUACAUUGGUGAAAAGUCUGAUUUGUAUCAACUAGGGAUGACGCUCUGGGCGUUGGCGAUGGAUGACGAUGAACCCGAAAGACAUGCGCCACCUCUGAGUGUGGAUGAAUUUCCCUCAGAGGUACCAGAGUGGUACCAAACCAUUGUCAGGAUCUGUUUAUCGACUCGCCCUCGGGACCGACUAUCAGCCAAGGAUUUAAUUGACUUGUUCCCAGUCGAGAGCUCAAGCUCCUCAGAAACACGUACAUCACAAAGAAAGCCUCCGUUGAAAAUCUCCCCACCGAAGAACUACAUAAACCCUGCAGAUGCCGUCGAACGCGAUGACAUUGAGCGGUUCAGCCACAACCAACAAGAUUUCGAUUGCCAUCCCUACUCCCCAGAAAGCUCAAGAGAUGAUUAUACGUUCACCUAUCCGAAAUCUUCCAAUUAUGAACUCGAGAGCCAGAGCUCGGCAUAUGACAGGCCAAGAGGUAGAAGACCACCCACAAACUUUGCACACCUUGGAACAAAUGAGAGACGCCACUGGAUGCCCAACGAUGUGACCGCGGCUGUGGUUGACGAAGUUGAACCGAACAUUGUCGCCAUCUCCCCGGGUGCCGAUCGUGAGUUUUAUGACGAAGUCGAACUUGGAGGACACCCGUACUUGCUGUCUAGAAGCACAUUUAGCCGAGAAGAAAUGGAAAUCCUCGGGGACGAUGCAUACGUCGAGAGACAAUCUGAAGAUCAAGUGUCCCAAUUCGAUGGCGAGUCCAUAGAUGUUGCUGGACCCAUGGACCUGAAUCAGCUAUAUUCUUCUAGACGCCCGCUCCUAGUGACAAGAAACUCUACCACAACGUCAGAUAUUACACCUCGAGGGAGCCAAACUAUUCUGCCUACCUAUAGUCCUUCUCCACCAGCAGAGUACGUCACUGAAGCAACACCCUCGGCGGUGGAUUUCAAUGAGAUGGGUAGUCAUUCCGGUCUUGCAGCUUCAGGAUCAGUAACCGAUGGACAAGGAGAUGACAAUGCGAGACAGUGGAAGGCAGAGCGUGGGUUUCCUCCAAGAUUGCCAUACGAAGACAGCGGUUAUGACGAACCUCUGAACCUGGGCGAUGAUGCUGCUUCCUCCAACGUGCCAGACUUGAGCAGUGGGUCAAACCCAUCUGGCAUAGCGGAACUUAGUAAACCUCCUGCUACCGAUAUGCAACCUUCUGGGCAGCUUCAAGGUCCUAUAUCAGGGCCUUGUGAGCUCUCAACCACCAAUGAGGGAAUCCGUCACCAGAGUUCUGGCGUUGUCACCCCGUCUGGCUGGCCACAACCCGCUUCAAAGACUCCCCUGAACGCAGAUAUAUCUCAUGGCCUAUCAGUCAACACCCUUCAUACGUCUGGCCCUAAUCGACUUGUAAAAGGGACGAGUGAGGAGGACAUUGCCAAUACUCCCAAGGACAUCACGCCAUGUGCCCUACUCUAUGGAGAGGCCGAAGGUGCUUUGAUCUCGGAGGACCCAAAACCACAAGAUGCUGCAGCAGUUCCUGAAUUUCAACCUGCUACUGGCCUGUCGCCAUUCGCAGAAGACGCUGAUCGAGCUGCACUCACAGAUCAGCAAGAGGGUACUGAGGAGCUCCCAGUGCGAGACGGCGUAAACGUUGUCCAUCAAAGUGUAUCCAAACCAGAUGCUCCCACGCAAAUGGCCGGUCCCGAGACCGACGGGGAUACAGAGCGAGAGCGAGAGCGAGAUGUGGUAAAUUCUUCAGUACAAGUCGACAUAGAGAUACAUGAUUUCGGCGCGUCCCCCAACGCGGCACCUGCAAUCUCAAAUGGAGUUAUUGUUGGCAAAUCGACUGAUAGCACAAAGUCACAACAGGUGCUUAAGCAUGAGGUCAAGGAAUCAGACCCUACCGUCACAAGCACCGAUGAUCGUACCUGA